Molecule: messenger RNA, 1353 nt
Organism: Rosa chinensis
Lineage: Eukaryota; Viridiplantae; Streptophyta; Magnoliopsida; Rosales; Rosaceae
Product: ATP-dependent Clp protease proteolytic subunit-related protein 3, chloroplastic
Exons: 10
Coding region: 104-1066 (320 amino acids)
Biological process (GO): protein quality control for misfolded or incompletely synthesized proteins
Cellular component (GO): endopeptidase Clp complex
Molecular function (GO): serine-type endopeptidase activity; ATP-dependent peptidase activity; ATPase binding
Source: RefSeq, a predicted model, not a curated record
ACCUCCAAGUCUUCACCAGAAACCAAAGCACUCCCACUUUUCCAUUUCCAAGUUCCGCAGAGAAAACCCAUAAAACUCACAGAGGGAGCUUUGAGCUACAAAAAUGGCGAGCAGUUUGCAGAUACCAAUCUGCACACCCACCUGUUCAUCCUCACGAAAGUCUCGAAAUUUCACAGCCUUCUGCUCCAUUAACGCCAAAGCAAAAGCCAAAAUCCCCAUCCCUCCUAUAAACCCUAGGGACCCCUUUCUCUCCAGGCUCGCCUCCGUGGCUCGCAAUUCGCCGGAAACCUUGCUCAACCGGCCGGCCAACAACUCCGACUCCCUUCCCUACUUGGAUAUAUUCGACGAGCCUAAGCUCAUGGCCACCCCAGCCCAAGUGGAAAGAUCAGUUUCUUACAAUGAGCACAGACCAAAGAAGCCGCCUCCAGAUUUGCCCUCAUUGCUACUCCAUGGAAGAAUAGUUUAUAUCGGCAUGCCUCUUGUACCAGCAGUCACAGAGCUUAUUGUUGCAGAACUGAUGUAUCUGCAAUGGAUGGAUCCUAAACAACCAAUCUAUAUUUAUAUUAAUUCAACUGGAACAACACGUGAUGAUGGUGAAACGGUUGGCAUGGAAUCGGAGGGUUUUGCCAUCUAUGAUGCGAUGAUGCAGUUGAAAAAUGAGAUACAUACGGUUGCUGUCGGGGCUGCUAUAGGUCAAGCUUGUCUGUUGCUUGCAGCAGGAACUAAGGGUUACCGGUUCAUGAUGCCACAUGCCAAAGCCAUGAUCCAGCAGCCUCGUGUCCCGUCAUCUGGACUGAUGCCUGCUAGUGAUGUUCUUAUUCGUGCAAAAGAGGUAAUAACAAAUAGGGACACUCUUGUAAAACUCCUGUCCAAGCACACAGGAAAUUCCGUGGAGGCUGUAUCUAAUCUUAUGAGAAGGCCAUAUUAUAUGGAUUCUACAACCGCUAAACAAUUCGGUGUGAUUGACAAGAUCCUGUGGCGUGGUCAAGAAAAGAUAAUGGCAGAUGUAGCCUCCCCUGAGGAUUGGGACAAGAAUGCUGGCAUCAAAGUUGCAGAUGAAAUUUAGUUUAUCUGAACAUGGAUGAAAUGUUGUCAUUAUAGGAAAUUAUUAGAAGCUAUUACAUGGUCAACCAAAUCAUUAAAGUGUCACAAUGAUCGGUGUAAAAGAACUCAGAAUUGAGACAGUGACCUGUUUACGAGCAAGGUUUGGACGAAAGAGACUGAAUAGUGUAGUGAUGCCAAAUUGAAUCGACUCUAGAGCAAUCUACAGGGCGCGCAAACACGCUUGAACUUGCAUAGUGACUUUUUUGAUGUAAAAUUUUCAGACAUAACUUAUCACUGAUCUUUUCUUUU